UCAGCUGCUCUCGGCGCGGAGGGACGUCGCGGUGUGUUUGCGCUUCUUCUUGGAGACGCCAAUGCGCUUUUUACGCGCAGCCUGGCGCAACACGUGCGGAGUUUAGAGGAAGGAAUCAGGAAUAUUUCAGCUCAUCCUGGGGAUUCCCUCUGCUCCUCCUCCUCCUCCUCCUCCUCUUCAUCAUCGGCCCAGACACUGUUGACGUUCCCAUGGAAACCCUGGCCUCCAUUUGGGCCCGUGACCCCGGUGACCUCUGUGACCUCGCAGAGAAGCGACACGAGCCGUCGGCAGCAUUUGAGUCUCAAUGUGGUUUCUAUGGAUCUCCUCCUGCUGGUCUGAUGUGGACGGAGCAGAUUUCACCUCACCUGCAGAGAAACAAACAGCUGCAGGACACUCUGCUGCAGAGGGAGGAGGAACUGGCCAGACUGCAGGAGGAGAACAACAAGCUCAGAGAGUUCCUCAACUCCUCCUUCGUGAGGAACCUGGAGCAGAAGGCCAAGAAACUAACUGCCAAGGGAAGAAGGAUGCUGAAGAGGAACCUCAACAAUGAAACUUUCAACCAUCAGCAGCUCAGCAAGAGAGUCUGCAGGAACCUCACUGCCGAGUUCUGCUCCGAGUCCUCAACCCCCUCAGAACCAAACCUGGACCUCUGGGUGCUACGAACACUGGGACUGAAGGACCGAGACACCAUCGACACGCCCAAUGAGUCCUUGUCCGACUGCAGCCCCAGAGGUUUAGUUUACGAUGCUGCCGUCACGCCUUCGUCGUCUCCUGAAGACAACCUCAGCUCAUCGUUCGGUUCUCUGGUUGCCUCGUCAACGCCGUUGUCCGUCCACAGCUUCUGCCAAAGAUCCACUCAUGAUUACAGGUUCAGAGAAAGCCAACCAGACUGUGGAAAUCCUGCUGAGUCCAAUCAGAACUGCACCAGAUCAGGUGACGUCACUGCCGACAGACCAACCAAACAUCUUGAGGCGACCAGGAGCUGUAACACCUCCACUGCCUUCGAGAUCCGCUCCAUCGCUGCCGCUAGUCGAGUCCAAACUCUGGACUCAGAAAACCCUCCCAUGUUUUGGUCUCACAGCCGGACGCCAUCACAGGACUCAGUCCAGUUCAGCCCACCAACAGGAAGAGUCCACUUCCCCCAGAUGUCGACCUCCAACCAGCUUUGGACACCUGGCAGCCAGACUCCUGUCGAGUCCAAUCAGAACUGCAACAGAUCAGCUGACGUCACUGCCGACAGACCAACCGAACAUCUCGAGGUGACCAGGAGCUGGAACACCUCCACUACCUUCAAGAUCGGCUCCAUCGCUGCCACGAGUCGAAUCCACACUCUGGACUCUCAGGACUCAGUCCAGUUCAGCCCUCCAGCAGGAAGAGUCCACUUCCCCCAGAUGUCGACCUCCAACCAGCCCUGGACACCCGGCAGCCCAACACAUCCGUCAGCAUUACAUUGGUCUCCUGCAGCGCCGCCGAUGCCUUGCGGUCGCUCAGAUUUGGCGUUCAGCAUGUCGCUCAGCCCGUCCAGCAGCGUCAAAACCCACAGCUUCCCCCAGGGCCAGGCCUUCGUCAGGAAGGACACUGGAGGGCGGUGGAACUUCACCUGGGUGCCGAAACAAGGACCGUAGCGUCCUGGAGGUCGUCCAUUAGAAAGACAUUAAACAAACCAAAAGUUCAGGUCUGCAAGUCAAUGUUGGACCUUUUACUGGUUUGUUAAGACUUUCUUAACACAAAGAGCCUCACUUCCGACCACAACGAUGGACUUUACUGUGACGGUUUAAUGGGAAAGCUUCGAUAACGUGCCUUUUAUGGUCCUUCGUCAAUAAGGAUCCUGUUCAGAUUUUUUAAAAAACUGUGCAACGUUUAAUUCACUCGACUAAUCCGACAAAAAAUGUAUAAAAAAAACAUGAGACUAACCAGCCAAACUGUGAACCUUUUUACAGUUUAUAUGUGCAGCUAAUUACCUUACAAUAAGUCUAACACUAAACAUUAACAGGACUGCCUAAAGUGUCGUCUGUAUGCUGAGAUAUUUAUCUAGUUUGUCUGUCUAAAUUGUGUACAAGUCAAGCUGCCACAACUCUCAAUGACUUCAGAGUCUUUUGCAGGUGGUUUUAAGGUAGUUUUGGCUCAUCUGUGUCAAUUAAACAUGAAGAAAAAUUGAGUUGCAACACAAAAAACUGCCUAAGAAACAACAACAAAUCAGAUGUUUAGCAGGUUAUUAACACAAUUAUAGAAACUGGUACUACAACUAAAAGUUGAAAAUUAGUGUAAAUGUAACGCUAAAGCUGCCACUGGCUGGUUUGUGGGAUCGUUGGCUGUAACUGAAGAGCUGAGCUUAAUAAAAACGUCACUGCCGCUGUUGAUAAAGCAGUUUCCACAACAACAAAAACAGUUUCAGCUACCCAACAAGAUAAUACUCGAAGCAAGCAACCACUACAAUGCUAAUCCUCAAAUCCAAAUUGAUAAAGCGUAGUUGUGAUUGUUUUGUUUGUGCGGCAUAAAGCCUCGUAGGGGUUUAGCUAGCAAUGGGCCACCAUGACAGAGUCCUGCGUGGCGGUUAAUGACCUUCAAGUCAGCGCUAACCGGCAGCGAGUUACAAAACUUGUUUUUAGUUGCACAUCUUUGGAUGAACUUGACAUUUUAAACCGAGAUAAACUAGUCCUGAAAUAGUGAUCCGACUUCACAUCCAGCUGCCAUUUUAACUGAACGCAAAGCACUUUUUCAACAACUUCAAACACUAUAAACUCACCAAAUGUGCAUUUAACACAUUUAGAGCCAUUUUACAUGUGAUAAAGCUACAUAUUUUAAUCAGUGGUUUUCAUCUUGUCCUGUGGAAACCAUUUAUUUAGAGAAAACAGAAGAAACCCUUGGAAUUCUAAAUCAGUUUACGCUGUAUGUCGGCAAUAAAAUGUGAAAUGUGUUGUGUUUUGGGGAAACCACAACGAAUGAAAAUUUCUGAAUUUCAUCUUAUUUCUCUUUCAAAAACUCAGCACAAAAGCUAGAAAUGACAUGUUAAAUGGCCAAAAACCUCACAAAGAGAAGUUUUAAAUGUGAUGUUAACUGGAAAAUAUUGUUUUAAAAGCUGUAUAUUGUAUAAAAACAUGUCUGAAUACAUGUGGACGUGGGAGUUUUUUUUUCUUCAUGUGAUUAAUUUGUGAAAUUGUUUUGAUUUAACGGCAACAUAUCACAAACAGAUUAAAUGUUUACAUGUGAAAAAAUGAACGUUUCAUUUAUUAUUUACGUGUUAAAGUUCAAGCUAGAAAUGAUGUUUAUAUUAGUGCUACAUUACUAAAAUAUAAUUCACUGUGUGGUGGUAAUAAAA
This is a messenger RNA of Amphiprion ocellaris (clown anemonefish), 3319 nucleotides long. RefSeq names its product geminin coiled-coil domain containing (gene gmnc). The coding region runs from base 210 to 1625 and encodes 471 amino acids. Gene Ontology annotation, biological process: negative regulation of cell cycle; negative regulation of DNA replication. The record is from RefSeq and is a predicted model, not a curated record. NCBI's taxonomy places the organism in Eukaryota, Metazoa, Chordata, Actinopteri, Pomacentridae. Gene Ontology annotation, cellular component: nucleus. The transcript has 5 exons.